This is a messenger RNA of Lotus japonicus, 1797 nucleotides long. RefSeq names its product E3 ubiquitin-protein ligase RGLG5-like. The transcript is spliced from 12 exons. The record is from RefSeq and is a predicted model, not a curated record. NCBI's taxonomy places the organism in Eukaryota, Viridiplantae, Streptophyta, Magnoliopsida, Fabales, Fabaceae. The coding region runs from base 150 to 1514 and encodes 454 amino acids.
AAGUGAGAUAACAACUUCACUAAAAAUCUGAUUUCUAAGGAGAAAAGUAGUUAUGGAAGAAUGGCGAAAUAUUCUAAAUUCAGGUGGCCAUAGUUAGAGUUUGGAGCUUUGUGCUAAUUUGGUUGUCAUCUUAUUAAUUUGUUAUUUGAAUGGGAGGGAACAGUUCAAAACGGUCUAUUAGGAGGAGCUCAUAUCAUGGAUCUGCUGGCUCUUCAUCAUCUAAUUCUUCUAACUAUGGUUAUGGUGGCGGCGGAUACGGCGCAUACCCGCCACAAUCACCACAACACCACCCUCAGCAAAGUCCAUAUCCAACAACACCAUCAGCUCCAUUUUAUGACUAUGCAGCACAGCCAACAACUACAAAGAAGUUGGAUAGGAAAUAUUCCAGAAUAGCUGAUGAUUACCGUUCACUCGAUGAGGUUACUGCUGCUCUUGCAAAAGCUGGGCUGGAAUCUUCUAAUCUCAUUGUUGGCAUUGAUGUCACAAAGAGCAAUGAGUGGACAGGGACGAAGUCAUUCAAUCGAAAAAGUUUACAUCACAUUGGAGAUUAUCAGAAUCCUUAUGAGCAAGCAAUCUCUAUUAUUGGAAAGACUCUAUCUUCUUUUGAUGAAGAUAACUUGAUUCCUUGUUUUGGAUUUGGAGAUGCAUCUACUCAUGAUCAAGAUGUAUUUAGCUUCUAUUCAGAAGAUGAGUUUUGCAAUGGGUUUGAAGAUGUUUUGACACGAUACAGAGAAAUAGUUCCUUACCUAAAACUUGCAGGACCCACUUCAUUUGCUCCUAUUAUUGAAAUGGCCAUGACUAUUGUUGAGCAAAGUGGUGGCCAAUAUCAUGUUUUGCUAAUAAUUGCAGAUGGUCAGGUGACCAGAAGCAUUGAUACAAAGCACGGCCAAUUAAGUUCACAGGAACAGAAGACAAUAGAUGCAAUUGUAAAAGCCAGCGAUUAUCCACUGUCAAUAGUUGUGGUAGGAGUUGGAGAUGGACCCUGGGAUAUGAUGAGGGAAUUUGAUGAUAACAUCCCUUCUCGGGCAUUCGACAAUUUUCAGUUUGUGAAUUUCACUGAUAUAAUGAAGAGGAAUGUAAAUGCAAUUAGAAAAGAGACAGAGUUUGCCCUAGCAGCUUUGAUGGAGAUACCUUCUCAAUAUAAAGCAACCAUAGAGCUUGGAUUAUUGGGUGCACGGAGGGGUCAUUCACCAAAUAGGGUUCCUCUUCCCCCACCUUUUCAUAAUCGGAUUGCUUCUAUCGGCGCAAGAUCUUCUUGUUCAAACAAUUUUCAGCUGAGUGCACCUAAAAUUACUGGCUGUGGUAGUGGUGUGCAAACACAACCAGCUACAAGCUUUCCAAUGGAAACAGAACCAUCUCUACUUGAUGAUAAUAAGGUUUGUCCGAUUUGUCUCACCAAUGGGAAAAAUAUGGCCUUUGGUUGCGGGCAUCAGACUUGUUAUGGAUGUGGGGAAGACCUCCAAUACUGUCCCGUCUGCAGGAGCACAAUUCAUACCAGGAUAAGGCUUUACUAGUUAGCUUUGCUGUAGACCUGCUUACAGUGAAAAACUCAUUCAUUGCCGGAAUAAGGUUGUUUGUCAAGUUUGAUAGCUUUAGAAUGUCAGAUUUUUAUGUUUGAGAAUGUUAAAAUUUUUUUCUUUCAUGAGAAUGUUGUUGGUAUGGGCCUUUUGACGGAUCAUGGAUAUCUUGUCCAUAAAACCGUACUGUUUGCAAUUUUGAGGUGAAACUUAUGUUUCCAGUAAGAUUGACUAAAGAAAAACUGAAAAACACAAGUGCAUUUUCUUUGGCAUUAAGAAA